AUGCUUGUGAGACAUUCAUAUAAUAGUGUUACUAAUAAUAAAUAUGUUCCUUCAAAUGUUAUCAUCUCCUAUACAAAUAAAAAUAAUCAGUACAAUGCAAUGAAAAAUAAUCUGCAAAAAACUACUUACUUAAAUAAUGAAUCACAAUCUUUGGGUAUUUCAGGUAAAGAAAAAUCAAGAUCUCACGAGGUGUUAGAUAACCAGCUGAAUAUUCAUACCAAUGAACAUCCUCCAGAAUCUAACGAUAUAGAUUCUAUACCAGAAAACAUAAAUCAAAAUAAUUCGUCCGAUACUGAUAAUAGCACUAUUCCUUCUUCAGAUACUAGAAAAGGUGUUGAUGCUGCUACUACUAAUAAUAAUAACUCUAUUAUGGAUGUUUCUAUUAAUCUUCUCCUUUCUCAAGAUAAAAAUGCUAAACAAGCUAGAAAAGGUUUAAGACCUCUCUUACCCUUAAAAAAAUAA
Molecule: messenger RNA, 462 nt
Organism: Racocetra persica
Lineage: Eukaryota; Fungi; Glomeromycota; Glomeromycetes; Diversisporales; Gigasporaceae
Source: the annotation of a GenBank genome assembly